This is a messenger RNA of Aspergillus heteromorphus CBS 117.55, 8863 nucleotides long. Its product is annotated as putative translational activator. Gene Ontology annotation, biological process: regulation of translation; translation; cellular response to amino acid starvation. NCBI's taxonomy places the organism in Eukaryota, Fungi, Ascomycota, Eurotiomycetes, Eurotiales, Aspergillaceae. Gene Ontology annotation, molecular function: protein kinase regulator activity; structural constituent of ribosome. Bases 1 to 8592 code for a protein of 2863 amino acids. Gene Ontology annotation, cellular component: cytosolic large ribosomal subunit; ribosome; cytosol. The transcript has 8 exons. The record is from RefSeq and is a predicted model, not a curated record.
AUGGACGAUUUUCCAUGGGAUCAGGUGGACGCAGGCGACCUGGACGGCCUGCGGGUCGUUCUCUUCUCCAGCUCGACUGCUCGCAGAAUUCGCGCUCUUCAGGACCUUCGUGAGAGAAUUGGCUCCAACGUACAACCACAAACCUAUCAGCCUCUCAUUGGCCUCCUCUUCAAAACAUACCCUCGCUACGUCGAUCGCCCGUCUCGCCAGGCCGUCCAGCAAUGCCUCCGUUCGCUGCUCAAGGCCCCCGUCUCGGCCGACGACCUGAAAUAUCUCACCCAGAAACUGCUGGCGGAGGCCGCUAAACCCGCCCUCGCGCCUGGUCCGGCCCUGGUCCUGGCGGAAUGGUGCUCAAUUGUCCUCCAAAUCCUGGCGGAAGAUCCCGAGACCCCGCUAUCCGCCGUUCUGGACACCAUCGCCGUCGACGCAAAGGCCCUAGAAAUCUGCUUGGCCUCCAACCCCAAACCGGCCGUGAAGAUCUCCGCUCUCCGAGUCACCAGACGCGCCCUCCGGGCCACCUUCUCGUCCGCUACCUGGGGCGAUGAUGCCGUUCGUGAGUCUGUUCGCCGGCUGACGAGCGACUCGGCUGCGGGCCAGAAGAACGCCCCCUUCCUCGGUGUGAUCUCCGGAGUCAGCGCACGGCUUCCGACCAAGAAACCGAUCGUUGAGGAGGAGAAGAAGGCGGUCCUCGCAUUCUACGUCAAGGAGUUGGUGGGCUCGAAAGCCGCCCCGCCGGCUCAUAUUGCGGAUGGGCUGGGUGACUUCUUCGCCUCUUUCGUUACAUAUGAGGAUAUUGCGUCCGAGUUGAUACCGCCCUUUGAGAAGUCUAUGCUGCGGUCGCCCGAAGUCGUCUUCAGUGGCCUGUUGCCUUCUCUGUGCGCCUCAUUGCCGGAUGGCAUUGACAUGUCGGAACUUCUGCAUUCUCGCCUGUUGAAGCACCUGCUAUCAAGCAUGAAGUCAAACAACCCAGUCAUUAGACAAGGUGCCGUUCGCUCGUUCGAGUCGCUGCUGUCCAAAUCCAAGGACCAGGCCUUACUCAUCAAGAUCACGAGCGAAGUUAUGGGCCCCCUCAAGACUCAGAAGAUCACCAAUCCGGAACAACGCGCGGUGUACGCCCAGGCACUUGCUGCGAUAUCGCCUUCGGUGGACCUGUCGAAGGACGUGGUCCAGGGCUUUGUGCCCGUGUUUUCGCGUGAGUCAAACGAGGCCGCUCUGGAGCAGGAAAUCAAGUCUUUCUGCAAGCACCUGGCUUUCCUUGUCCAGUCCAACGUGAAGAUCAGUGAUGACGCUAUCAAUGCCAUCGUGAAGGGAUCGUCCGAUAAGCGUGUCCCAUUCAAGAAGCUUUGGCAGCUCAAUGUCAGUGAGGUAAUAUGGCAAGUUGAACCCUCGACCUUGGCGAACAGUGAGGUUCAGCCGUUGGUGAGCAAGUUCCUUGGCAAGAUGAAGGAAUUGUACAACGAAGUCUUCGCCAAUCCUCUGCCUUCGGCUCAGGGCGGCUACCUGUCAACGGCCCAUGUCUACCUGGCCCUUCUAGAGCGCUCAUCCGCUGUGCAGAGCUUCGACAAGGCCGCGUGGGAGGAGACUGUAGCGCAAUCGAUGGUGCUAGCCCCCAAGCCGUCUUUCCUUCUCAACCCAAAGGCGUACUCCAAGUUGACUGCCCAAGCCGAGAUCCAGUGGGCCGUGAGAGCCCUAGCUGCUGUCACCACUGGUUCCAAGUUUGAAAAGGCCGAUGAUGCGGCCAAGACCGCUUGGGCUCAGGCGUUUAUUUACAACGUCGUGGCCCCCGGGCUCCACUCGAGUUUCCGGGAAGAAACGACGCGAGUCUUGACGGACGUUCAUAUGAAGAAUGUGGGCAGCAUAGGCCCCACGGUCACGAGUGCUCUGUGGACUUGGACCCUGUCUUUCAGAACUGGUGAAAAAGAAUCCGCACCAGUCUCUGCAGGACCAGAGAGUCAAAGGUUCCUUCAUCUCGUGGUCAAGGCCAUCUGCCCCCCUGCCUCUGCUUUGCAGACACUGGAAAACGCUACCGCUGACUUGAAGAAUCAACUCAUUGGGUUGCUGGUUCUUUGUCGUCCCGAGCUGAUUCCCAACACCUCGUGGAUCGCGUCUUGUCUUAGAACUGGCACAGACCCCGGUGACCUCGUGCGGGAAUUCCCAGACCGGUGCCUGGAACAGCUGACUCGCUUGCAAGAGGACCCCAUUCAGUCUCAGGUGCCCGAAAUCGAUUCUGCGAUUUGGAGCGCGGCAGGUGAGCUGGCAUUUGUGGCGCCUGAUGCCAUGGUCCCUCGACUUGCCAGCCAAAUCCAGGAUGACCUGAACGCUUCGCGCUUGUCCAAGUUCACGGCAACCGAUGUUGCCAUCGCUCGCACUCCGGAGGGAACCAUGUUCGUUGACGUCCUCAGCACAAAGUCGAAACAGUCAACCUUCGAUAAGAAUACCAAAGACUACGACAUUCUAAAGUGGGAGGAAGAGCUACGGUCACAGCUUACGGAUAAGAAGGGCCAGAAGCAGAAGAAGCUUACUGCGGAAGAGCAGUCCAAGGUCAAGGCCCAGCUGGCCAAGGAGUCCAAGAUCCGUGAAGAAGUCCUUCGGGAGAUCAAGAGGAUUGAGAGAGGAUCUGGAAUCAUCCAGGGCCUUGCGGAUGGGCCCGCCGUCGAUGCGGAUGGCUGGAUCAACCCCGCUGUGAGCUCUCUGCUCUCUCUGACCGAAGCCGGUGCAGGCUUGUUUACUGGGGACGUUGUAUCCAAAGCAUACAUCAAGUGUGCGGAGAAGUUGUCAUCGCGCCUCGGACCCCUGCGGCCUUUCGUGGGUAUCGCAACGCUGCGAGCAAUUGGCAAGAGUCAUCUGCCUCUGGAAAUGGAAAUAGAGCCUCUCGGACAGCUUGUGACCAGAAUCCUUUAUCGCUUGCGUUUUGCGUCUGAGCAGCGCCCUCUUGAUAGCUCGUCUCUAGCCUAUGUUCUUCCUCUCCUCUUCCUGGUGCUAAGCCGGAACGGAAUCGACGAGCAAAAGGGAGAGGUUGAAGGCGAGCAAGUUCUUUUGGCCAUCGAAGUAUUGUCCUUCCAUUCAGGAUCCUUUGCCGAUCGACGUCUGCCUCGGGAAGAAGUCUUGAACAACUUGCUCUCGGCGAUGCAGAAGUACACGCAACACUACAAGCUCAUCAAGGACACUCUCUUCGACUUCGGCAGGUGUAUCGCCCCGAACAUCACCAGAGCCGAGUUGGACAUUCUUCUCAAGGGCACGAUCGUCUCCGACGUGACUGUUCGUACAUCGGUUCUGCAGGUCAUCGAAGCGGAGAUUGACCUGACAGACCUUGAUUUCUCCGAGCACAUUUGGCUGGAAUGCCAUGACCAUGUGGAGGAGAACUCUGAAAUCGCCGAAAAUAUCUGGGAAGAAAACGCUCUUGAGGUCGACGACUCUGCCUUUGGCAAGAUUAUCCCAUACCUUGCCUCGAAGGAUUCGCAGCUCAGGGGUGCUGCCGCUCGCGCGUUGGCACAUGCGAUUGCGACGAACCCGACAGUGUUCGAUGAUAUUUUUGCCGAGCUACAGUCAAAGUACACUGUUGAGAUUCAGCCCAAGGCACCCGAGACUGACAGUUACGGAAUGCCCAAGAAGAUGGACGUGACCGACCAAUGGGAGUUCCGCAGCGGUAUUGCCCUUGCCUUCGAGGCCAUGACCGAUCUCUUCGAGGGUGAGCAGAUCGUCUCUUUCCUCCGCUUCUUGAUCGAGAGGGGUCCUCUCAUCGAUAAGAGCUCUGUGGUCCGAGCACAAAUGGCCGAGGGUGGUAAAUCUGUUAUCGCUGCGCGUGGCCAGCAGAAGGUUGAGGAACUGAUGAAGCUCUUGGAAACCACCUUGGAGACUUCCGAUAAGGGAAGCGAGACGUCUGACCUCCUGAACGAGGCCGUCGUGGUUCUGUAUGGAUCGUUGGCCCAGCAUCUGAACGCGGACGAUCCCCGCCUGCAGGCAGUCAUCAAGCGACUCAUGGACACUCUCCCUACUCCGUCGGAAACGGUGCAGUCUGCUGCCUCUGGAUGUCUGCCACCCCUCAUCCGACUUUCCCGCGCCCAGAGCGGACAGUACGUUCGAGACAUGCUUGACCAGCUUCUGCAGUCGAAGAAGUACGCCACGCAACGUGGUGCAGCUUACGGACUGGCUGGUAUCGUCAGCGGCAGAGGUAUCAUCACAUUGCGCGAAUUCCAGGUCAUGUCGCAUCUGCGUGAUGCCUCGGAGAACAAGAAAGAGCCGCACCAGAGGCAAGGCACCCUGUUGGCAUACGAGCUGUUUGCGACUAUUCUGGGACGGACUUUCGAACCAUAUGUCAUUCGGAUUGUUCCUCAGCUGCUCGCUGGGUUUGGAGAUGUUAACCCCGAUGUGCGUGACGCCUGCCUCGAUGCAUCAAAGGCGUGCUUCUCGAACCUUAGCUCUUACGGCGUUAAGAAAAUCCUUCCCACUCUUCUCGACGGUCUCGACGACACCCAAUGGCGCAGUCAGAAGGGAGCCUGCGAUCUCCUGGGAGCGAUGGCUUACCUUGAUCCUCAGCAGCUGGCGGCCAGCCUUCCUGACAUCAUUCCCCCGCUCACGGUGGUGCUCAACGACACCCACAAGGAAGUGCGUAACGCUGCAAACCGCAGUCUUCAGCGGUUCGGUGAAGUCAUCAGCAACCCAGAGGUGAAGAGCUUGGUGAACGUACUUCUGAAGGCAUUGAGUGACCCGACGAAAUACACGGACGAGGCUCUGGAUUCCCUUAUCAAGGUGUCCUUUGUCCAUUACCUGGAUGCCCCGUCAUUGGCUCUGGUUGUGCGCAUCCUUGAGCGUGGUCUCGGCGAUAGGUCGAACACGAAACGGAAGGCCGCUCAGAUUAUCGGCAGUUUGGCUCAUCUUACUGAGCGCAAGGAUCUUAUCUCUCACUUGCCAAUCAUCGUUUCUGGCUUGCAGUUGGCCAUCGUUGACCCUGUGCCCACUACUCGCGCCACCGCUUCCAAGGCUCUUGGUUCGCUCAUCGAGAAGCUCGGAGAAGACGCUCUUCCGGACCUUAUCCCCAACCUCAUGGCCACCCUCAAGUCGGAUACCGGCGCUGGCGACAGACUGGGAUCCGCUCAGGCCCUUUCGGAGGUUCUGGCAGGUCUGGGUACGACCAGACUCGAGGAGACGCUGCCUACUAUCUUGCAGAACGUAUCCAGCUCGAAGCCUGCGGUUCGCGAGGGCUUCAUGACGCUCUUCAUCUUCCUUCCCGCCUGUUUCGGAAACAGCUUCGCAAACUAUCUCAGCAAAAUCAUCCCUCCUAUCCUUGCUGGUUUGGCUGACGAUAUUGACUCGAUCCGUGAAACGUCUCUCAAGGCGGGUCGCUUGCUGGUCAAGAACUUCUCCUCGAAGGCUAUUGAUCUCCUUCUGCCUGAACUUGAACGCGGUCUUGCGGAUGACAGUUACCGCAUCCGACUCAGCUCCGUCGAGUUGGUUGGUGACCUUCUCUUCAGUCUCACAGGUAUCACAGCCAAGGCUGAUGCCGAAGAGGAAGAGGAGGAAGCCGCCCAAGCCGGACAGUCGCUGCUCGAAGUUCUCGGAGAGGAGCGCAGGGACAAGGUCUUGUCUGCACUGUUCAUCUGCCGCUGCGAUACUUCGGGUCUCGUUAAGAGCGCUGCCAUGGGUGUUUGGAAGGCGCUUGUUGCUUCUCCCAAGAUUCUCAAGGAUAUGGUUCCCACCCUGUCUCAGUUCAUCAUCCGCCGCCUCGGUUCUUCCAACAUGGAGCACAAGGUUAUCGCAAGUAACGCAUUGGGAGACCUUAUCAAGAAGGCUGGAGAGUCGGUUCUCUCGACUUUGCUGCCUUCUCUCGAGGAAGGUCUUCAGUCCUCCCCCGAUGUGGACGUCAAGCAAGGUAUUUGCAUUGCUUUGAAGGAACUUAUUGCUUCUGCAUCGGUUGAGGCCCUGGAGGAUUACGAGAAGGUUCUUAUCUCGACCGUGCGCGUGGCUCUUGUUGAUAACGACGAGGAUGUCCGUGAGGCUGCGGCCGAAGCCUUCGAUUCUUUGCAGCAGAUCCUGGGCAAGAAGGCUGUCGACCAGGUCUUGCCUCAUCUCCUACUCCUUCUGAGAAACAACGAGGACGCCGAGCAGGCACUAUCGGCUCUUUUGACCCUCCUCACCGAAGAGACCCGGGCGAACAUCAUCCUCCCCAAUCUCAUCCCGACUCUCCUCACUUCACCUAUUUCCGCAUUCAACGCGAGGGCUCUUGCCUCCCUGGCCGAAGUGGCGGCCUCUGCUAUGACCCGCAGACUGCCCACUAUCCUCAACUCCUUGAUGGACGAUAUUGUGUCUACUAAGGAUGAUUCUCUCCUGGAAGAACUGAGCAAUGCGUUUGACACCAUCUUGGUGUCAGUUGAUGAGUACGACGGUCUCAAUGUCAUUAUCAAUGUCAUGAUGACUAUGCUGAAGCACGAUGACCAUCACCGUCGUGCUGCUGCGGCCGUGCAUCUCAACAAGUUCUUCUCCGAUGCUGACAUCGAUUACUCGAGGUACCAUCAAGAUCUGAUUCGCGUCCUGCUCAUCUCCUUCGGUGACCACGACAAGAAUGUCGUCAAGGCGGCGUGGUCAGCGAUGAGUGGACUCACGUCCCAUCUUCGCAAAGAGGAGAUGGAAGUGCUCACCAUCCCCACCCGCCAGAUCUUGCGGAGCGUUGGAGUCCCCGGGGCCAACCUUCCUGGCUUCAGCCUGCCCAAGGGUAUCACCGCCAUUCUACCCAUCUUCUUGCAGGGUCUUCUGAACGGCACCGUCGACCAGCGUACGCAGGCCGCCCUCGCCAUCGGCGACAUCAUCGAUCGCACCGGUGCGGACUCUCUGAAGUUGUUCGUGACCCAGAUCACUGGUCCGCUCAUUCGUGUCGUGUCCGAGCGAUCGGUGGAUAUCAAAUGUGCUAUUUUCUCCACCCUUAACAAGCUCCUGGAGAAAAUUCCUCUGGCCGUCAAGCCAUUCUUGCCACAACUUCAGCGUACCUUUGCGCGUGGUCUGGCCGAUGCGUCUAGCGAGACUCUUCGUAACAGAGCGGCCAAGGGUCUCGGUAUUCUGAUCACCUUGACCCCGAGAGUCGACCCUCUUAUUGCGGAACUCAUCACGGGUACCAAGACCCCCGAUAUCGGUGUGAGAAACGCGAUGAUGAAGGCGCUUCAAGAGGUGGUGGGCAAGGCGGGUGCAAACAUGAGCGAGGCGUCGAAGAAUGCCAUCCUCACCCUCAUUGACGACGAUGCCAGCGACCAGACAGACGCUGUGGCCAUUACCAACGCCAAGUUGCUCGGCGCCCUGGUCAAGGUUCUUCCCGCAGCCACGGCAGGCCCCUUGAUCAAGAACCGAGUCCUUUCGGCCAACCUUUCCCACGCCUCGAUCCUGGGACUGAAUGCUCUGUUGGUUGAAUCGCCGUCGUCCUUGACCGAGAGCUUCUCUGCCGAGACUCUGGCAGUCAUCACCCAGGGCCUUACGAACAAGGAUCCUUUCAUUUCCGACAACAGCGUGCUCGCCGCCGGAAAGUACCUUCUGAUCGAGGAUGAGCAUCAUAACUUCGAGGUCAACAAGGCCAUCUUCGAGGCCUUGGCUCCUUGCAUCCAGGUCGGGACGCCCGCGGACACCCGGCGGUUGACUCUGGUGGUGGUGCGCACGGUUACCCGGCUUCACCCCGAGUUGACUCGGCCGCAUCUGGCCCUCCUGGCACCGCCCAUUUUUGCCAGCGUUCGCGACGUGGUCAUCCCUGUCAAGCUCGCGGCGGAGGCCGCCUUCCUGGCGAUCUUCUCGGUGGAGGAGUCCGAGGGAGCCGUGUUCGACAAGUACAUGGCCGGAGCGGGCACAGCGCUUGCUCCCGGGCCCAAGCGGAGCAUGUCAGAUUACUUCAAGCGUGUUGCGCUGCGUCUGGCCAGUCAGGCCCGCGAGCGCAAGGAGGCGGAAGGUGGACAAGGAGGGUUGGGUCUGUCCAAUGAUGAGGCGGACGACGAGAAGGAAUUGUGGAGCAUUGGUAAGGUUGAGCUGGACGGGUCGUUUGGAGAGGAGGUCAACCUUCGCACCCAGAAGCGCCUGGCCGCCUCCGUGGUUGGCUGCGGCAAGCGCAAGAUUUGGCUCGAUCCCAAUGAGAUGAACGAGAUCUCCAACGCCAACUCCCGCCAGACCAUCCGCAAGCUCGUCAGCGAUGGCCUCAUCAUCCGCAAGCCCGUCACCAUGCACUCCCGCACCCGUGCCCGCGAGCUCGCUGCCGCCCGCAGAAUCGGCAGACACCGUGGUCUCGGUAAGCGCAAGGGUACCAAGGAGGCUCGUAUGCCCAGCCAGGUCCUCUGGAUGCGCCGCAUGCGUGUUCUCCGUCGCCUGCUCGUCCGUUACCGUGCCUCCGGCAAGAUCGACAAGCACCUUUACCACGAGCUCUACCACCUGAGCAAGGGUAACACCUUCAAGCACAAGCGUGCCCUCGUUGAGCACAUCCAGAAGGCCAAGGCCGAGAGACACCGUGAGCGUGUCCUCAAGGAGGAGAUGGACGCCAAGCGUGCCAAGAACAAGGCUCUCCGUGAGCGCCGGUUGGAGCGCAAGGAGGCCAAGCACAACGCUCUUGCCGCCGAGCCCCAGGAGUAAAUUUCCUCAGUUGACGAACUUUGGCGGUGCGGAGGUUGAAACGGGGGGGAAUCGGUCAGCCCACGGGAUCAGGUCGACCACUCCGUUUUCGUUGCCGGUCUGGCUCGGUGGCUUGAUUCAUCCGGGACGGUUUUUUCUCUGGAUCGUAUCGGGAACCUGGAACGGGGUUUGGGAUCAGGAUCAGGGACAUGCAUCAUCCUCAUCCCCAUCUCUUCCCCUCGGGGGAGAGCAUGUGAAAGGACAACGCAAAAAAGGAAAAAGACCUACUCUU